Messenger RNA from Menidia menidia (Atlantic silverside), 1764 nucleotides. The record is from the annotation of a GenBank genome assembly. NCBI's taxonomy places the organism in Eukaryota, Metazoa, Chordata, Actinopteri, Atheriniformes, Atherinopsidae.
AUGACUGGUAAAACCCAGACUAGCAACGUGACCAAUAAGAAUGACCCCCGUUCGCUCAACUCCAGAGUCUUCAUUGGAAACCUCAACACAGCCAUUGUCAAGAAAACCGACAUAGAGGUCAUCUUUGCCAAAUACGGCAAAAUAGUGGGCUGCUCCGUGCAUAAGGGUUACGCCUUUGUACAGUACAUAAACGAAAGGAACGCCCGGGCAGCUGUAGCAGGAGAAAACGCCCGUAUCAUCGCUGGACAGCCCCUCGACAUAAACAUGGCGGGUGAGCCCAAGCCAUACCGGCCCAAAGCAGGCAACAAGCGGCCGCUCUCAGCUGUUUACAGUGGUUAUGACUUUGAUUACGAGUACUACAGGGAUGACUUCUACAGCAGGCUUUUCGACUACCACGGCAGAGUGGCCCCCCCACCGAGAGCUGUGAUCCCUCUGAAACGCUCCAGGGUGCUCGCUCCUUCCACCCGCCGCGGGAAGACUUCUUUCCCCAUGAAAACCUCCUCUUCUUCCUCCUCCUCAUCCUCCAGACCUCCCACAACAUCAUCCUCCUCCGGCGUCAAACUGAAGACGGAUCAGCUCCAGACUAUUAAACGAGAGCUCACUCAGAUCAAGAUGAAGAUCGACUCUUUGCUGGGACGUCUGGAGAAGAUUGAGAAGCAGCAGAGAGCUGAAUGUGAGGCUCAAAGAAAAUAUGAAGACAACUGCGACUCCUUACAUGAGGAGUCUGUUUCAGAGACGGCGGAAAACUCCGGGGAGGAGGCUGGCGAGGGGGCGCUGGACGUGGAGGCGGGAGAGAUGACCGACGGGGGCGAGGACGACUUCGACGAGGAGGGCGGCCACCAUCUGAUAGAGAACCACGUCUCAGAUAUUGACAACUGAGAUCAGGGAAAGGAUGCCGAAUCCCCUGGUCUUGUGUAUUAGAAUUCAUCAUUCACCUUCCAGAGGCAAAAAGGAUCUGUGAGGAAUCAAGACACCCAUUCAGGACUGUGAGUUGUGUUUAAGAGAUGCCGAGUCAUGUUUUGAUGCCCAGCUCUGCAGCACAAACCAAAUUCAAUGUGCCGUCUAAAGCAAAUGUACCCAAGAUCUGUUUUAAUGCAUUGGUCGGAGUUUACUUCAAGUGAAACUUGUAUUACAUUGCAAAAAGCCGUCUGUCUCUACAUUUUAAACCUGUUCCUGAAAAGAUAAAACUGAUGGGAAAGGAAUAGAGGGUUUUAUUGGAUUUAUAAAUGAAGUUAUGUUAAAAGAUGGGAACAUGACAUUGUCGACCAGUCGUUGCUGCUUUUAUGAAAUGUGCUUGCGCUGUAAUUUCCGUACUUUUUUCUUUUCUUUUGUUUUUGCUCAAGAAUCAAAUGAAUAAAUAUGUGUACCAACAAUCUGCAACUGCUGUGUGGUAUUCAGAAAAAAAUGAAUGAAACAUCGCCGCCGUCAUGCAUAAACCAAUGGCUGCGAGCAAAACUUUAUCCAGCUUUAUCCAUUUAUCACACAAAUGCCCCAUGGGAGCCGUUCCAUCAUACAUUCCCGUUCUCCUGCCAAGUUUCAGAAGCAGAAAAAGGCUUCCUGUGGUAGGGAGCCAACACUGGCGCAGGCCUCCUGCCAAGGAGCAGUGCCCUAACAUCUCAGUGCACUCCUCCCUACUCAGCCUGUGCAUCCCAACAUGGACUUCUGCUGUUCAGCCAGCAUCUCUCUCUUUCACCAUUUUUCCUUCUGUAUUCUGCUCGGAUUCCAGCUCAUGUAGGAGAGGGAGCAAGGUAAUGUUUUUUGCCG